GCCCAGUAGACAUCUAGGUAAUACAUUGACCAAACAAGAAAUGGCUGUACACAUAGUUGCAUCUGGAUCAGCAGGACUGCAGUUAGCCAUUGGCCUGAAGCUCAUCCCAUAUGUGAAAGCAAGAAUUGAAGAGUGGGAGAGUAAGAGCAAGAAUAUCAAUAUUCUGGUCACAGGAAAGACUGGGGUUGGAAAAUCAACUUUGGUCAACGGUAUUGUCGGCAGAGAAGUAGCCAAGCAAGGAGACUCAUUGGAUCCCGAAACAUGUGAAGUUACUGCACACACAACAAGAGAAGGUGAUAUUACCGUCAAUGUGUUUGAUUCGCCUGGUUUGCAAGAUGGCACGAAGAAUGAAGCUAAGUAUUUGGCUGAUAUGAAGCAAAAGUGUGCCGAUGCUGAUUUGGUUGUGUACUGCAUGCGAAUGUCUGAAACUCGAGUUCCAGAAGGUGGUCCUGAUAUGAAAGCCAUUAAAUUGCUAAAUGAAACAUUCGGACAUGAUAUGUGGAAGAACACAGUGUUUCUACUGACAUUUGCUAACGAUGUUGUUGAACUUGCUAAGUUGAAGGCAUAUGACGACCCAGAAAAACAACAGAAGUACUUCGAUAAACAGCUUCAAAGUUGGGAGGCACUGAUUCGUGAGCGGCUGCGCACUACUGUUGAGGUUCCUAACGAUAUAGUUAAAAAAAAUGAUUAUAAUCCCAGCUGGCCACAAAAAUAAACCAUUGCUCCCUGAUUCGGCUUCUGUUGCAGGUGAAAGCCACUGGCUGAGUAGAGUUUGGCUGAAGGCAUUAGGAGUGACUAAACCACAAGCACAACUUGCACUGAUCAAGCUCAAUUUGCAUCGCAUUCAGAUGAACGAAAGUGAGUAUGAGCAUGAUGGGGAUAUUUUCGGUCAACUAAUUAGCAAGCACAAGCUGGUUUUUUCAGAGAAGGGUGCUGAUAUCGGUAAAUCGUUGGGCAUACCAGCAGGUGAGAUAGUGGGAGAGUUGGCAGGCUUUCUCACUGGUCGUGAGUCGUUCCUUGAUUCUCUCGUGCUGCAUCUCGCAGCCAGAGCUGGAAUUUUACGACCUGAGGAGAUGAUGAAUGAACCUUUGAAAGGCUAAGAAAUGAUAUACUUGUGCUCAACAGUCGAAUACAUACAUACGUAUAAUACCUUUAAUUAUAAUUGACAAUGUAAACAAUAAUUAUAGUAUAAUGAUUGUACACAUAAUUAAUUGAUGUGGUUUCUGUGAGUGCUCAGGGAAUAAAAGCUAUUUAUAUUC
Messenger RNA from Halichondria panicea, 1259 nucleotides. RefSeq lists its product as uncharacterized. The transcript has a single exon. The coding region runs from base 41 to 715 and encodes 224 amino acids. Lineage: Eukaryota; Metazoa; Porifera; Demospongiae; Suberitida; Halichondriidae. The record is from RefSeq and is a predicted model, not a curated record. Gene Ontology annotation, molecular function: GTP binding.